UCUAUCGGCCACGGUCAGCUAUCGUCAUCGCAAUUGUUUUGAGGUGUUAAGAAGUUAAUUGAUAAAUUGACAUUUUUACCACAAUAUAAUUUUAAUUUCUAAUCAGCCAGCUUGAAAAAAACUUUGUUUUUAUACACCCCACACAGCACGAAAAAACACUGAAAUACCACAAUACUGGGCACACGAUGGAAGAUCCCAAAUUGGCCAAGUCACCGGAGCUGCCCACCACAUCAUCAGGGGCAUCAUCGUCGAGCACAUCGUCAACGGAGAACGUAGGAUACGACAAAAUUGCCUGGACUCGGGACAUUACGGAGCCUUUGUCAGAGGAAUCAUCGACAAGUCAACUGCGUCCGCUGGGAACAUCGAUGUCAUCUGAUUCUGCAGAAGAAGCAGCGACUACAUCCAACACAUCGUAUUCGUUUACGGGCGAUUUCCUUUCCGGCGGCAAUAUUGCCGAUCUGAAGUCGGGCACUACGUUUACGGGAACUGAGAACGGAUCCAAAUCCAAUGAGAAGGAUAAGGAAAAGGAGCAGAACGAUGAGUCGCUCUACGAGUGCAAUAUUUGUCUGGACACAGCGAAGAAUGCCGUGGUGAGCAUGUGUGGACACUUGUUUUGCUGGCCCUGUCUGCACCAGUGGCUUUUGACCCGACCCAAUCGCAAACUCUGCCCCGUGUGCAAAGCUGCUGUCGACAAAGAUAAAGUCAUUCCGCUCUACGGAAGAAAUAGCACGCACCAGGAAGAUCCUCGAAAUAAAGUUCCACCACGCCCCGCUGGCCAUCGUACAGAACCAGACCCUGCUCCCGGUUUUCCAGGGUUCGGAUUCGGAGACGGUUUUCACAUUUCAUUUGGUAUUGGAGCUUUUCCCUUUGGAUUUAUAACAUCAUCCCUAAAUUUUGGCGAACCUCGUCCUGCUGCUGCCAAUCGUGGCACAACGCAAUACGAGGAUGAGCAAACCCUUUCGAAGCUCUUUUUGUAUCUGGCCUUUUUGUGCAUCUGCUGGCUGCUCUUUGCAUAGCAACCUGCAAAUUGUUGAAGACAUCACAGCGCGUUAACAGAAAGUAUAUAAAAUUGAGUAUGGAAAGCGUCCGAAGUAAUCGUAUAGCAGUAUCCUCCAAUUAAAAAACAAUAUUCUUAAACAUGUUGGGUAAAAAGUCGUCGGUGGGGUUAAUUGAAAUAAAUUGAUUACUUUUUGGUUAAAAUUGUAAUUUGAGAAUUUGUAAAAAAUAAUUGGAUUCACAUGUGUAUUUCCAAAUUGUUUUAUUUUGCGAGAACCUACGACUCUCAACAAAAGUAGAAGACUUCAAAUCAUUUCUUCGGCAUGUUCUCGGAUCGCAUUGAUUUAAUAAAAAAGUAGUUGUCAAAAAUUGUAAAAAUAUUAAUAUAAUAAACUCUAUAAAAAAAGUAAA
This is a messenger RNA of Drosophila ficusphila, 1407 nucleotides long. Its product is annotated as E3 ubiquitin-protein ligase RNF185-like. NCBI's taxonomy places the organism in Eukaryota, Metazoa, Arthropoda, Insecta, Diptera, Drosophilidae. Gene Ontology annotation, molecular function: ubiquitin protein ligase activity; ubiquitin-like protein conjugating enzyme binding. Gene Ontology annotation, biological process: ubiquitin-dependent protein catabolic process. Gene Ontology annotation, cellular component: endoplasmic reticulum. The record is from RefSeq and is a predicted model, not a curated record. The transcript is spliced from 4 exons. The coding region runs from base 186 to 1016 and encodes 276 amino acids.